CAAAAAGUACGUUAGUGCUCUUCAGCAAACAAUUUCUUCUUCUAAACCCUCACUCGCCAUUCCAUUCUCCAUCUGCACUCUAUACUUGGCUUCUCCCCUUCAUAUUUUCUUCCUGGCGUCCCUAAUGCACUGAUCGCUCCAUUUAUCGCAUCAGAGUCAUGGCCGAGAUUGCCAAGCUCGUCGAUGCUCUCUCCUCCAGCGAUGAUCUCUCUCUGAGGAUUCGUGCCGAUUCCUCCCUAAGGACAGGCUUCCAGGAACUUCUUGCGAUCAUCGAACAUGCUAUCGAGACGAUCGGAAAAUGGGAAAAUAACGCAGGGUUCGAUGUACAGGGCCAGCAGCCUCAGAUUCAAGCUGUCGCCUCUCUGGCUCUAGCCGUCGUUAAAGCCACUCGAUCCUCCAAGAGUGAGCAAGUAGAACCUAUAAUUCUGGCCGUUAUUCAAUUGGCUGUUGAGUUUGCACUUUGUUACCUUGAGACAUCAACCCGUAACAGCUGUGAUGCAAUGCUUCAGAGUCACAUGCUGCAACUGCUGGAAGCAGCACUUGUUGACGGGGAAGACAAAGAGUUUGGUUUUUCACAGCCAUCUUUGCAAAAUAGUCUUGUAGAUCUUUUGCCACCAGUUUACAAAGCACGCGAUAGUAGCAAGUGGCAGGAGGAAAUUAAAUGUUUGCUUCAAGGGGGGAGAUGUUCAAAGGAAGAGACUGCUGUUGAUCACCUUCAGAUCACAUUAGCCUCUGAUUGCAUGCAUCCUGACAGUAUGAAUGCAAGCAAAACUGGGCAGUCUGCACGAUAUGAUUUUAACAAUUUGAACACUCUGUCUCAGCACUGGGCUGUUGCUCACCUGGGAUGUAUACACCGUCUUGUUUCCAUCUGCAACAAUCUUUUAGAAGUUCCGGAUUUUUUGGAUGAUAAGUCUGGCUGCACAAAUUUGAGGAAGAAAUUAUCAUUUUGUGUUAAAGUAUUGAAGUUACUUGGCAAUCUAACAAAAGAUAAUCCAUGCACUCACUUUGACGUCAAAUUGCUGAAAUCUAUUGCUUCUUUCACUGAGACAUUGCCUGCCCUGUUCAGAGUAGGUUUUGAAUUUGCAAGCAACAGCCCUGUUGUUGAGGGUAGUCUUGAGAGUCUCAUAAUGCUUUUGUUGGAAGAGUUCAUCCAACUUGUACAUGCAAUUUUUUGCAACACUACAGUGUUUCAGAAUAUCCAAGCAUGUGUAGCAGCUUCUAUUUUGGAAAACUAUGGUCCAGACUUGUGGAGGUACAGCAAUAGUGCUUGCAAUCCUAAACCUCCUUUGGCUUACUUCCCUCGAGUUGUUGUUUAUCUGUUGAGACUAGUUUUAGAUGUUAGGGAUAAGACAUAUCAGCUAUCUUGGGGUUUAAACAUGGAAUAUAUUAGCUGUGACACUGAUUCUCAAAUGGAGUCUCCCACAUGCAAGGUAAACUCAGAUAUGGUAUUCCUGCUGAAGAAGUACACAGUUGAGGAGCUUUUCAAAAUAAUGUUCCCUCCUUGUGUUCAAUGGGUGGAUAAUUUGAUGCAUCUUGUUUAUUUUCUUCACUCUGAGGGUGUCAAAUUGAGGCCAAAGUUGGACAGAUCAUCCUCUACUAUCACUAAAGUAUCCUCUACUUCUGAAUCAGAAACCACUGUUCAUGAAGACGAAGCGCUCUUUGGGGACCUUUUCUCAGAGGGGACUCGCUCGGUGGGUUCUGCAGAUGGAUAUGAUCAAGCUACAAUUGCAUCUAGUUCUGUUUCCAACUUUAGCAAUAUACUAGCUCAAGCUGAAAGUGAACUGCUCACUUUUCUUAAGAACUGUGCUUUUGCUCCAGAGUGGUGUCGUCCUUUCUAUGAAGAUGGGUGCCGAAACUUGAAGAGUAAUCACCUUAGUAUUCUACUCUCUGUAGUUCAUUCCCAUUCACGUGAUCCUGAUGUAAGAAGUUCUGAUGCUACUAAACUGAAGCAUGGACAAGUCAUUCAUGAACUUUGCAUUGAGCUGCUUCAUAAUCUUCUCUCUUUUCAUGCUUUAUCUGAUUCACUUGAAGAAGCCCUUGUUGAGAACAUCCUUACAGUUCAAAAUGGUGCACUUUUGUACGACAACCAAACUCUUGCCUUACUUGCACAAACAAUUAUCUGUCGGGUGGAUUUGGCAGGUAGUCACUUGAGGUCCAAAGUUUAUGAGGUUUCUGUUGAUUAUAUUUGUGAAAAGACAAAAGUGAUUUCGUCAAACUGUCCUACUAUUAAAGAGUUUGUUGGAAACCUCCCCUCUUUGUUUCAUAUUGAGAUUCUUCUAAUGGCAUUUCAUUUAUCAUCCAUGGAUGAAAAGACAGCACAUGCAAAACUAGUAUUUGCUACCCUUAGAGCUAUCGGUAAUCCUGCUGGUUUUAAUGACACACAACUUUCAUGCUGGGCAUUAAUAGUUUCACGUUUGAUUGUGGUGCUCCGUCACAUGCUAUAUUACCCCCGUGUUUGCCCCUCAUUCUUGAUUUCUGACUUCAGAACCAGGUUGAGAGAAGCCUCCUUAGCAGGAUUACAUUCUUGCAGCGGCUCUGUAAAUGUUUCAUCAUGGCCGUUGGUUUUGUUGGAUGGUGUAACUGGUGCAUCAAUUAAAGAACCUUUUAUCAAUGAUUUGCUGGAUCACCUUAUCGAUAUUGCACCUCCACCUGCAGCUGUAUGUAGAGACAGUCCAUCUGUUGAAUGCUUGGGUUUGAGCUGGGAUGAAAUAUGUGCCUCUUUCUCCUGGAUACUAUCAUUCUGGAAAGGUAGAAAACCAGAAAACGUAGAAGAUUUAAUUCUUGAAAGAUAUGCUUUUGUGCUUUGUUCGGAUAUUCCGAUUAUAAAAUCAACCCAAGAGCAUAUGCUGCUUCUCUUACAUGGCACAAUUGAUUUUGACAUUUCAAAUACUGAGCAUUUUCUGUAUUUUAGUCAAGCCAUUUUGGGUAAAGCUGGUGGUGUCAUCGAUCAUGCUACUUUUUCAAGUCGUUUUUUGUCCUUGCUUCACCAGUUGCAUGAUUCACCAGUUCCAGAGGAUGCUGGAGAACUUGGCUGGGAUUUAUUGAGGAGUGGGUCUUGGUUGUCAUUGUUACUGUCCAUCCUAACCACUGGCAUCUUGGCUUACUGCAGGAAAAAGUCCAUAACAUAUGUUGUCCCGAUGUGGAUAGAGCAUGCAUCUAGAGAUGCAGAUUUUUUUGCAUUAGGUGAUAGCUUUAUGUCUAUUUUAUGUCCAAAUCAUGUUGCACAGCUUGUAAAUAUUAUCUCAUCUUUGCUGAAGAAAUACUUGCAAGUGUACCAGAAGGCUUUCCUUUUGACAUUUAAUAGCAGACAACAUCUUGCUGGGGGGAUGUCUCCCCUCCUGCUUUUCACUCACACUGGCUUUGAUAAGUGCAUGCAAGAUGAGAUAUUUGAGAAGAUGGGGUUUAAACAGUGCCAAUUAGAUCCCCUUAAAGAACUUAUAUCAAAGUUGGGUGUAGCUGUUGACAAAUUAUCUUUUGGAAUUCGGUGCAAGAUUUUCUGGAAAUCAGUAUUGCAUGGCUUGCCUUGUCAUGUUCAGGCUCCCAGUGGAAUUCUUCUAUCCUCUAUUCUUAGUAUUGUGGAUAUUGUGACUGCUCUUCAUGGAUUGCUGAGGAUAGUAGAUGCUGGUGAAAAUAUUUGCUUGGAGAAACAGGCCAUACCCCAGAUUCUUGAACUGGUACUAAGAAUCAAGUGUGACAGGGUUUUAGAGGGGAUCCAUGGGAUAUGUGAAACCAUUUACCAAGACCUGACCUCUGAUGCAUCUGACUAUAGUAGUGUAUUUAUUAUAAAAUGCAUUGAUGAGGUUUUGAGCAACGUAAAUGAGAGAGAAGUUUGCAAUAGUAGUGUCCAUGAAUGCUUGGUUUCCUAUGCUGUAGACAUUGUUAAUAACUUGAAAAAAGACCCUUCCAAAUUUGGAGUUUUCAAGUAUUUGCUGUCUGAGGAGGAUGUCUCCGAGGGGAUUUUGAAGAAUCUAUAUGGAUCACAACAUAGUGAUUUGUUGUUUCUGGUUGAGUCACUGGAUAAUUGCAAUUCUGAAGCUGUCAAUAUAAAGGUGUUCAAUUUUUUUGUUGAGCUCUUAUCCGGGGACUUCUAUACUGAUAUUAAACACAAUUUACAGAAGAAAUUCCUUGGCAUUAAUUCACUUCACCUCUCAAAGUGGCUUGAAAGGAGGCUUUUAGGAUCUAUGAUUGAAGGGACCAGUGGUGAUUCAUGUGCUAAAGGAGCUUCAGUCUCUCUAAGAGAGUCAACCAUGAAUUUUAUCACAUGCCUUAUUUUCCCGGCUUCUGAAGUUCAAUCUGAAACACUACACAGUCACAUAUUUGAAGCUAUGUUAACUUCACUUGACAGUGCCUUUAUGCUGUUUGAUUCCACUACCGCGAAGUGUUAUUUGAAUUUGGUCAUUCAGAUUUGUAGAGGGGAAAACUCAAUCAAGGCACUUUUGGAGCGGCUCAUAAUGCUGAUAGAUAAGCUAGCUGGUAACGAAAAUCUGCUCCAGGGAUUGAAAUAUAUUGUUGACUUUCUUGCUACCCUUCUAAGUGAUAGCAGCUCUAUCAAGGAUUCUGUUGAUAAGCCAUCUGUGAAACCUGCUUGUGGUCAUAGUUUGGGAUUGGUUCCUUCAGCUUCUAAAAUCCCAGGUUCCAGGAAGAAUGCUGAUACUAUGGUCCUUUCUGCUAGUCAAGGGGGGUCGGCGUCCCUAGAGUGUGAUGCAACUUCGGUAGAUGAAGAUGAGGAUGAUGGAACAUCUGAUGGGGAAAUUGGAAGCAUUGACAAAGAUGAAGAGGAAGAUAACAGUGAAAGAGCUCUUGCCUCAAAAGUCUGCACAUUCACUUCCAGUGGCAGUAAUUUUAUGGAACAACAUUGGUACUUCUGUUACACGUGUGAUCUGACAGUGUCCAAAGGCUGUUGCUCUGUGUGCGCUAAAGUUUGUCAUCGCGGUCAUCGUGUAGUCUACUCCCGUUCUAGUCGUUUUUUCUGUGAUUGUGGAGCAGGAGGUGUACGAGGUAGCAGCUGUCAGUGCUUGAAGCCUAGAAAAUUUACUGGGAGUAACAAUGCUCCCAAUCGUAGUUCUGGCAACUUCCAGCCAUUCCUGCCUUUCACAGGAGAUCAAUUGCCUGAUAGCGAGUCAGAUGAUGAGGAUAUUUUUGUAGACUCAGAGAAUUCAGUUAGGAUACAAAUUCCAAAAGAGGUUCAAGACAGAAUUCCAAUCAUAUUGAAUGAACUUGACAUUGAAUCUCAUGUAUUGAGACUCUGCUCAUCAUUGUUGCCCCCCAUUGUAAGCAGAAGAGAUUCCAGCCUGUCAAGAGAGAGAAACAUCUGCCUGGAUGAGGAUAAAGUGCUUUGUUACAGUAGUGAUAUUUUACAAUUGAAGAAAGCCUACAAAAGUGGAUCUUUGGACUUGAAGAUAAAGACAGACUAUUCCAAUACAAAGGAGCUCAAAUCUCAUCUUACUAGUGGUUCUCUCAUUAAAUCCUUACUUAGUGUCAAUAUUCGAGGCCGACUUGCUGUCGGAGAAGGUGACAAAGUAGCCAUAUUUGAUGUUGGGCAGCUUAUUGGACAACCCACUGUUGCUCCUGUGAUGGCAGACAAGGCCAAUGUGAAACCCCUCUCUAAGAAUGUUGUCCGUUUUGAGAUUGUGCAUCUCGUUUUCAAUCCUUUAGCUGAGAACUACCUUGCUGUUGCUGGCUAUGAGGACUGCCAGGUUCUUACUGUGAACCAUCGAGGUGAAGUGAAUGAUCGUUUAGCUAUCGAACUUGCUCUGCAAGGUGCAUAUAUCAAACGUAUUGACUGGGUUCCUGGAUCUCAGGUUCAGCUAAUGGUCGUCACCAACAGAUUUGUUAAAAUAUAUGAUUUAUCCCAGGACAACAUUAGUCCUAUGCAGUACUCAACAUUACCUGAUGACAUGAUUGUUGAUGCAACCUUGGUCAUGGCUCCCCAAGGUAGGGGGUUUAUUAUCGUCCUCUCAGAGAAUGGUUGCUUAUAUAGGUUAGAAUUAUCAGUGAAAGGAAAUGUUGGGGCCAAACCACUCAAUGAAGUGAUGCAAAUAGAGGGCAGAGAUGUGCAUCCAAGAGGCUCUUCGUUAUAUUUUUCACCAAUCCAUAGGUUGCUGUUUCUGUCUUUUCAGGAUGGCACUACUUUGGUUGGCCGGUUAAAUCCUGAUGCAACAUCCCUGACCGAGAUAUCUGCUGUAUUGGAUAAUGAAGUUGAUAGUGAUCCCCGGCCAGCAGGAUUGCACCAUUGGAGGCAGUUAUUCAGUGAUGGUGCUUUAUUUGUUUGCUUUUCAAGUUUGAAAUCGAAUGCUGCCUUUGCUGUUUCUAUAGGUGAGCAUCAGGUUUCUGCUCAGAACAUGCGACAUUCAGUUGGCUCUACUUCUCCUGUAGUUGGUAUUGCUGCUUACAGCAAGCCUCUGUCAAAAGACAAAAUACACUGCCUUGUUUUACAUGAUGAUGGUAGCCUUCAGAUAUAUUUGCAUGUUCCAGCCGGUGUGGACACUGACAUUAGUGCAAUUACUGAUAAAGUUAAAAAGUUGGGUCCUGGUAUCCUUGACAACAAAGCAUACGGUGGUUCCAGACCUGAAUUUCCACUUGAUUUUUUUGAGAAAACCACAUGCAUUACACAUGACGUGAAACUAAGCAGUGAAGCAAUCAAGAAUGGUGACUCUGAAGCAGCAAAACAGACUUUAGCUACCGAAGAUGGGUUCUUGGAGAGUCCCGGUCCUGGUGGGUUUAAGAUUACUGUCUCCAACUCAAAUCCCGACAUUUUGAUGGUUGGUCUACGCCUGCAUGUGGGUAACACCUCAGCAGAUCAUAUACCCUCUGAAGUCACUGUUUUUCAGAGAGCCAUAAAAUUAGACGAGGGAAUGAGGUCUUGGUAUGAUAUCCCAUUCACUGUGGCUGAAUCACUGCUUGCUGAUGAAGAGUUUACACUUUGUAUUGGACCUACAUUCAAUGGAUCUGCAUUACCACGUAUCGAUUCUUUGGAAGUUUAUUGCCAAGCAAAGGAUGAAUUUGGGUGGAAAGAGAAGAUGAAUGAUGUUCUAGAUAUGGAAGCUCACAUUCUUGGCUCUAACUCAUGGGCUGCUGGAACAGGUAGGAAGUUUCAUGCAACACAGUCUGUUCAAUUUCAAGAGCAGGUAAUGGCUGAUAGCCUCAAUGUGUUAUCAAGUAUUUAUGCCUUGUCCAAACCACGAGGGUGCUCAAAGGUCGAGGAUGUUAAGUUGGAGCUUAGCAAACUCAAGUGCAAGCAGUUGCUGGAAACAGUGUUUGAGAGUGAUAGAGAGCCUUCAUUACAGUCCGCUGCCUGUCGUGUCUUGCGAGCUGUCUUUCCCAAAAGAGAGAUGUAUCACCAAGUUAAAGAUGCAAUGCGCCUUACUGGCGUUGUUAAAUCUGCUGCAAUGCUUUUGUCAAAGCUGGGAAUUGGGGGAACAACUGCUGGAUGGAUCAUUGAUGAAUUCACUUCACAGAUGUGUGCUGUUUCUAAGAUUGCUCUACAUCGCCGCUCAAACCUGGCUAGUUUUAUUGAGAUGAAUGGUUCAGAAGUGGUCGAUGGGCUAAUGCAGGUUUUGUGGGGAAUUUUGUACAUAGAGCAGCCUGACACUCAAACUAUGAACAACAUAGUUGUAUCUUCUGUAGAGCUUAUUUACUGUUAUGCUGAGUGUCUAGCCUUGCAUGGGAAGGAUGGAGGCAGGAGUUCUGUUGCACCUGCAGUGUCAUUGUUUAAAAAACUUCUGUUUUCAGCCAAUAAGGCUAUUCAAACAUCCAGCAGCUUGGCUAUAUCUUCAAGAUUGCUACAAGUUCCUUUCCCAAAGCAAACAAUGUUAGGCACAGAUGAUGCUGACAACUCGUCAUCUGCUCCAAACCGAGCUGUUGCUUCUACCGGAGGCGGUGGAAGUACUCAAGUCAUGGUCGAAGAAGAUUCCAUAACUUCAUCUGUCCAAUACUGUUGUGAUGGCUGCUCUACGGUUCCCAUCCUCAGGCGAAGAUGGCACUGUACUAUUUGUCCCGAUUUUGAUUUAUGUGAAACAUGCUAUGAAGUGCUUGAUGCAGACAGGCUUCCUCCCUCGCCACAUUCUAGAGAUCACCCUAUGACACCUAUUCCCAUUGAAGUGGAAAACUUUGGGGAUGGCAAUGGAAUUCAUUUUACUAGUGAUGAUAUAAGUGACUCUGGUUUGUUGCCUGUUGCAUCUGAUGUUGGAACACAGAAUUCUGCUCCAUCUAUUCAUGAAUUGGAGCAGAAUGAUUCUGGAGAAUUUUCUGCAUCACUGCUUGAUCCGGUUACAAUUUCUGCAUCCAAAAGGGCUGUCAACUCACUGCUUCUCUCAGAGCUCCUUGAACAACUGAAGGGAUGGAUGGAAAAUACCACAGGCGUUCAGGCUCUUCCUGUCAUGCAGCUUUUCUACAGACUGGCUUCUGCUGUUGGCGGACCCUUUUCUGACAGCUCAGAGCCUGAAAGUAUAGAUUUGGAGAAAUUGAUAAAAUGGUUUUUGGUGGAGAUAAACUUGAGUAAACCUCUUGCAGCUAAAAACAGGACACCCUCUGGUGAAGUCACGAUUUUAAUAUUUAUGUUCUUCACCUUAAUGUUGCGAAACUGGCAUCAGCCAGGAAGUGAAGGUGGCUCUGUUUCUAAAUCUGGAAGUUCAACUGAAGCACAAGACAAAAGUGCAUUACUGAUUCUUGCUUCUACAUCAAUGGCUGCCUCAUCAAUAGUGGAUGGACAAGAAAAAGAUGAUUUCAUUUCUCAUCUGCUUCGAGCUUGUGGUACCCUUAGGAAUCAAACAUUUGUUAAUUAUCUGAUGGAUAUUCUGCAGCAGCUGGUGAAUGUUUUCAAGUCACCAUCAGUUACCACUGAUGCAUCUUAUGGUCCAAAUGCUGCUUCUGGAUGUGGUGCAUUGUUGACUAUGCGGAGAGAGGUGCCAGCAGGCAAUUUCUCACCCUUCUUUUCAGACUCCUAUGCAAAAUCACACCGCGCUGAUAUAUUUGUAGACUACCAUAGACUCUUGCUGGAGAACACUUUCCGGCUUCUUUACAGUAUGAUACGACCAGAAAAGCAUGAAAAGGGUGUGGAGAAAGAAAAACCUUACAAAGUGUCUCUGAGCAAGGAUUUGAAGCUGGAUGGAUAUCAGGAUGUCCUUUGCAGCUACAUUAAUAAUCCACAUACAGCUUUUGUUAGAAGGUAUGCAAGGAGGCUCUUCUUGCAUCUAUGUGGAAGUAAGACACAGUACUACAGUGUUCGAGACUCGUGGCAGUUCUCGAAUGAUUUGAAAAAGCUUUAUAAACAUGUUAAUAAAUCUGGUGGGUUUGAAAGUACUAUCACCUAUGAGAGGAAUGUUAAAAUAGUCAAGUCCCUAUCCACCAUGGCUGAAGUUGCUUCAUCUCGACCUCGAAACUGGCAGAAGUACUGCUUGAGGCAUGCUGAUGUUCUACCUUAUCUUGUGAGUGGGGUUUUCUGUUUUGGGGAAGAAUGUAUAGUUCAGACAUUAAAGCUUCUGAAUUUGGCCUUCUAUACUGGGAAUGUUAACAACCACUCUUCACAAAAAACUGAAGGGGGUGAUGUAGGAAUAGCUGCAAACAAGUCAGGUGCACAACCACUUGAAUCCAAGAAGAAGAAGAAGGGGGAAGAGAGUGAGUCAAGUGCUGAAAAAUCUCACUUUGAUAUGGAAGCAGUGGUAGAUGUCCUCGUUGGCAAGGGUGGUGAUACAUUGAAGCAAUUUAUUGACUGUUUUUUACUGGAAUGGAACUCUAGCUCUGUGCGUGUAGAAGCCAAAUUUGUCCUGUUCGGUGUCUGGCAUCAUGGAAAUCAAUCUUUUAAAGAGACACUGCUUUCUGUACUUCUGCAGAAAAUGAAGUUUUUGCCAAUGUAUGGGCAGAACAUCACUGAAUAUACUGAGCUUCUCACAUUCUUGUUGGGCAAGGUGCCAGAGAACAGUUCAAAGCAACAAUGUGCUGAAGUAUUAGAGAAAUGCUUGUCCAAUGAUGUGAUCAGGUCCAUAUUUGACACACUUCACUCUCAGAAUGAGCUGUUGGCUAAUCAUCCCAAUUCGCGCAUAUAUAACACUUUAAGCGGUCUGGUGGAAUUUGAUGGUUACUAUCUUGAGAGUGAACCUUGUGUUGCCUGCAGCUCCCCUGAGGUGCCAUAUAGCAGGAUGAAACUUGAAAGCUUAAAAUCAGAAACAAAGUACACAGACAACCGCAUCAUUGUUAAAUGUACUGGUAGCUAUACAAUUCAGAGUGUGGUUAUGAAUGUCCAUGAUACUCGCAAGUCAAAGUCAGUGAAAGUCCUAAACCUUUAUUACAACAACAGGCCUGUGGCCGACCUUUCAGAGUUGAAGAAUAAUUGGUCUUUGUGGAAGCGUGCAAAGAGCUGCCAUCUUGCUUUUAAUCAGAUAGAGCUGAAAGUGGAUUUUCCAAUACCAAUCACUGCAUGUAAUUUCAUGAUUGAGCUGGAUUCUUUUUACGAAAAUCUCCAAGCUUUAUCCCUUGAGCCUCUGCAGUGUCCUCGUUGCAGUCGACCUGUCACGGAUAAGCAUGGUAUUUGUGGUAAUUGUCAUGAGAAUGCUUAUCAGUGCCGACAAUGCCGGAAUAUCAAUUAUGAAAAUCUUGAUUCAUUUUUAUGCAAUGAAUGCGGAUACAGCAAGUAUGGUAGAUUUGAAUUCAAUUUUAUGGCAAAGCCAAGUUUCACCUUUGAUAGCAUGGAAAAUGAUGAAGAUAUGAAGAGGGGCUUGGCUGCUAUUGAGUUUGAAUCUGAAAAUGCUCAUAAGAGGUAUCAGCAGCUUUUAGGCUUCAAAAAACCUUUGCUCAAGAUAGUAUCAAGUAUUGGUGAGAAUGAGAUGGACUCACAGCAGAAGGAUUCUGUUCAGCAAAUGAUGGUUUCUUUACCUGGACCUUCCUGUAAGAUAAACCGGAAAAUUGCUCUUCUUGGGGUCUUGUAUGGUGAGAAAUGUAAAGCGUCUUUUGAUAUUGUGAGCAAAAGUGUUCAAACUCUGCAAGGUCUGCGGCGGGUUUUAAUGAACUACUUGCAUAAAAAACAAUCUGGAAAUGCUACUGCAACCUCUCGAUUGGUUGUUUCUCGGUCGCCAAACAGUUGCUAUGGAUGUGCUUCUACGUUUGUUACUCAAUGUGUGGAGAUAUUACAGGUGCUAUCAAAGCAUCCGGCUACUAAGAAGCAACUUGUUGCAGCUGGUAUUCUGUCAGAGCUCUUUGAAAACAACAUUCAUCAGGGCCCAAAAACAGCACGUGUCCAAGCAAGGGCAGCCCUUUGUGCCUUCUCAGAAGGUGAUUUGAAUGCAGUUUCCGAGUUGAACACUCUAAUGCAGAAAAAAGUGCUUUAUUGUCUUGAACAUCAUCGUUCCAUCGACAUUGCCCUGGCCACGAGAGAAGAUCUGUCCUUACUAUCUGAUGUGUGUUCUUUGGCUGAUGAAUUCUGGGAAUCAAGAUUGAGGGUUGUCUUCCAGUUGUUAUUUUCUUCUAUUAAAUCAGGAGCUAAACAUCCUGCUAUAUCAGAGCAUGUUAUUCUCCCAUGCCUACGGAUCAUAUCACAGGCAUGUACUCCUCCUAAGCCUGAUGCAGCUGAGAAAGAGCAUGUGAUGGGGAAACCAGCUCAGGAUACACAAGUGAAAGAAGAAAGCAGGGGAAAUGUAUCUGGAUCUAUUACCCUUGUCAGUAGUGGAAGCAAACUUGUAUCAGAAUCAUUGGAAAAGAGUUGGAGUGAUUCUCAUCAAGUACAAGAUAUACAAUUACUGAGUUACUCAGAAUGGGAAAAAGGAGCUUCAUAUCUUGAUUUUGUGAGGCGUCAAUAUAAGGUAUCUCAGGUAUCAAAAGGUGUUCAAAGAUCUCGACUUCAGAAACACGACUAUCUGGCCUUAAAGUAUGGUCUAAGGUGGAAGCGGCGUGGGUGUAAAUCAGCUCGAAGUGAUAUGCCAUCUUUUGAGCUCGGUUCAUGGGUUUCAGAACUUAUAUUGAGUGCAUGUUCACAGUCUAUAAGAUCUGAAAUGUGCAUGUUGAUUAGUUUGCUGUGUGGCCAAAGUCCAAUGAGACGACAUCGCUUGUUAAACCUUCUCAUGUCUUUGCUUCCUGCAACUCUUUCUGCUGGUGAAAAUGCUGCUGAAUAUUUUGAAUUGCUUUUUAAGAUGAUAGACUCAGAAGAUGCUUGCCUUUUCUUGACUGUCAGUGGAUGCUUGAAAACAAUAUGCAAAUUGAUAACCCAAGAACUGAGUAAUGUUGAGUCCUUAGAGAGGAGUUUGCAUGUUGACAUUUCACAGGGAUUCAUUCUUCACAAGCUAAUAGAGCUCCUUGGAAAAUUUUUGGAGAUUCCUAACAUCAGAUCCAGAUUUAUGAGAGAGCAUUUACUGUCUGAGGUACUUGAAGCUCUUAUUGUCAUAAAAGGGUUGGUUGUGCAGAAGACAAAGCUGAUAAACGAUUGCAAUAAGCUUCUCAAAGAUCUUUUGGAUAGUCUUCUACUGGAGAGAGAUGAAAAUAAACGUCAAUUUAUCCAAGCAUGCAUCUCUGGUCUUCAAAUUCAUGGAGACGAGAGCAGAGGAAGAACUUCUUUGUUCAUAUUGGAGCAACUAUGCAACUUGAUCAGUCCACCAAAACUGGAACCUAUUUAUCUCUUGAUCUUGAACAAGGCACAUACACAAGAAGAGUUUAUUAGGGGAUCAAUGACAAAAAAUCCUUAUUCAAGUGCAGAAGUAGGCCCGCUGAUGCGUGAUGUUAAAAACAAAAUUUGCCAACAGCUGGAUCUCUUGGGUCUUCUUGAAGACGACUAUGGCAUGGAGUUGUUAGUAGCUGGAAAUAUAAUAUCUCUUGAUUUGAGCAUUGCUCAGGUUUAUGAGCAAGUGUGGAAGAAGCCCAGUAGUCACUCUUCAAACACAGUUACUGGGACAAUGUUGGUUUCCUCUACUUCUGUAGCAUCUGCCAGAGAUUAUCCUCCAAUGACAGUGACUUACCGUUUACAGGGUCUAGACGGGGAAGCCACUGAACCCAUGAUUAAAGAACUGGAUGAGGACAGAGAGGAAACCCAGGACCCAGAGGUCGAGUUUGCCAUUGCUGGAGCAGUUCGGGAAUGUGGUGGACUAGAGAUCCUUUUGGGGAUGGUUCAGCGUUUGCAAGAUGAUUUCAAGUCCAAUCAAGAGCAGCUAGUUGCAGUCCUUAACCUGCUCAUGCUCUGCUGUAAGAUAAAAGAAAACAGAAAAACACUGCUUAGUCUGGGAGCUUUAGAAUUGCUACUUGAAACAGCACGACGAGCUUUCCUUGUGGAAGCCAUGGAGCCAGCUGAGGGCAUCCUACUGAUUGUAGAGAGUUUAACAUUAGAAGCAAACGACAGCCAUAGCAUUAGCAUUACUCCUGGUGUGCUCACAGUGUCAAAUGAAGAAAGAGGUGGUGGUGGUGAACAAGCCAAAAAAAUAGUUCUCCUCUUCCUAGAGAGGUUGUCUCAUCCAUCUGGUCUUAAAAAAUCAACCAAACAACAGAGAAACACAGAGAUGGUUGCAAGAAUUUUGCCGUACUUGACCUAUGGAGAACAGGCAGCAAUGGAAGUGCUCAUCCACCAUUUUGAACCGUUUUUACAGAAUUGGGCUGAAUUUGAUAGACUGCAAAGGCAGUAUGAAGACAAUCCAAAGGAUGAUGGUAUUUGUCAGCAAGCAUCCAAGCAAAAAUUCACCCUGGAAAACUUUGUAAGAGUUUCAGAAUCCCUCAAAGCAAGUUCCUGUGGGGAGAGGCUGAAAGAUAUGAUACUGGAAAAGGGGAUUACAGGAUCUGCUGUUAAACAUCUAAAAGAUAGCUUUGCAUUUACUGGGCAGGAAGGUUACAGAUCUACUGUUGAGUGGGCUGUGGGAUUAAAACUGCCAUCUGUUCCCCUCAUAUUGUCCAUGCUAAGAGGGUUGUCCAUGGGACAUUUAGCUACUCAGACUUGUAUUGAUCAAGGAGGGGUCUUACCUUUGCUCCAUGCUUUGGAGGGUGUCUCUGGUGAGAAUGAGAUUGGGGCAAGGGCUGAAAAUUUGUUGGACACACUUUCUGAUAAGGAGGGAAAAGGUGAUGGUUUCUUGACUGAGAAGGUCUGUCAGCUGAGACAUGCAACACGAGACGAGAUGAGGCGUCGUGCUCUAAAGAAAAGGGAACAGUUACUUAAGGGUCUUGGGAUGCGGCAAGAACUAGCUUUGGAUGGGGGUGACCGUAUUGUGGUUGCUCAGCCAGUCUUGGAAGGUCUAGAAGAUGUGGAGGAAGAGGAUGGGUUGGCUUGCAUGGUGUGUCGCGAAGGGUACCGGUUACGCCCCACAGACCUACUAGGUGUUUACACUUACAGUAAACGGGUGAGCCUUGGUGUAGGAACUUCAGCAAGUGCACGUGGUGACUGUGUUUACACUACGGUCAGCCAUUUCAACAUCAUACACUUCCAAUGUCAUCAGGAAGCUAAAAGAGCAGAUGCUGCACUGAAGAAUCCGAAAAGGGAGUGGGACGGUGCAGCACUUAGAAACAACGAGACACUUUGCAACAAUCUCUUUCCGCUAAGGGGUGCAUCAGUCCCAAUGGGUCAGUAUGUGCGUUUUGUGGACCAGUACUGGGAAUACCUCAAUGCUCUUGGGCGUGCUGAUGGAAACCGGCUCCGCCUUUUAACUUACGACAUAGUUCUGAUGCUUGCUCGGUUUGCAACGGGGGCUUCAUUUAGUGCGGACAGCAGAGGCGGUGGAAAGGAAAGCAACGCACGGUUUUUGCCUUUCAUGAUACAAAUGGCACAUCACCUCCUUGACCACGACUCCACCCUGCGGCAGUCCAUGGCCAAGUCAAUCUCAAGUUAUUUGGCUUCAUCAUCAGACUCUAAACACACAUUAUUGUCUUCCGGAACAGAAGAAACAGUCCAGUUCAUGAUGGUCAGCUCACUUCUUGUGGAAUCAUAUGACUCCUGGUUGGAGCAUCGCUUUGGGUUCUUGCAGCGAGGAAUAUACCACGCAUACAUGCAGCACACUCACGGUCGGCGGCCGAGUCCGUUGGACUCACCAGGAAUGACAAGCAGUGCCGGUGAACCAAACAGUGGGGGGUUGCUGUCAAUCAUACUACCAAUGCUUGUGUACUUGGGAUUGAUUGAGCAACUACAGCGAUUCUUCAAGGUGGUAAAGAAAACAUCAGCCGCCACAGUGGAUGAAGCGGAGGGGUUGGAAGGUUGGGAAGUGGUGAUGAAAGAAAGAGUUUUGAAUGUGAAGGAGAUGGUUGGGUUCUCCAAAGAACUAUUAUCAUGGCUUGACGACAUGGUCUCUGCAUCAGAUUUGCAGGAGGCGUUUGACAUCCUCGGUGUUUUGAGUGAUGUGCUCUCCGGUGGUGGUGGCGGUGGCGGUGGCGGGUUCAACUCGUGCGAAGAUUUUGUUCGUGCUGCAAUUGAUGCCAAAACCCCAUGAUGUUUCAUCUUUUAUCUCUUGCUGAUGCGAUGAGCACUUCUUUCCGUGGAGCACCUUCAUAUUAUGUAGCAACUACCAAGCAUGUACUUCUGUAAGUCUGUAACUAUAAUAAUUUUGUAUAAUGAGAUACUUCAAUUCACACGCGAUAAUGAUGUUUUGACAAAAGAUGAGUGUUAUUAUCGAUAACAUUUGUAAAACAAAAAUGAAUUGUAUAGAGCGCAUAUGGAAGGCACGAAAGUGAAAGUUGAACGCUACACUUCUUUUGGGGUAAAUGUUAAAUAAAUGCUAUAAAUGGGCAAAAUUUUCAAUGGUAAGGUGCACCCAGCACCCCCCAGCAGCCUUCAACUGCAGAUUAGACACAACUCACACAAGAAUACAGCGUAUACAACAUUCAAACUACAGGCCACAAUGCCAAGUGCAGCUGUGCAAGACACCCAGGGCUCAAAUCAGACAAAACAGCUAACCAAACACGGAUUAAGGGGGAAGGAUCUCAAAAAUCAAUCCACUUGGGGGUAUAAUCUGUACAAAACCUUAUAAAUAACCACUUUGAUAUGCAAAAUCAGGCCUGCACCCUAUACUGCUACACCUUUAACUAAGGAGUACUUUAUAAUGCUACGUAAUUACUACUCCGUAAUUAGUAGCACCGAUACUUUAAUGAUGUAUCUCUGUGUUACUGUGUAUUGAAACGUUUCAGCAUCACAUACUUGUGUCAUUAGGGUAUGCAGUGCAUCUGAAUUUUCUUUAAAUAAUCAGGUCUAUUUGUAAUUUUUGCAAAAGAGGAUAGUGCCCUUAUUUAAUAGUCAUUCUGUCCC
This is a messenger RNA of Cuscuta epithymum, 16192 nucleotides long. The record is from the annotation of a GenBank genome assembly. Lineage: Eukaryota; Viridiplantae; Streptophyta; Magnoliopsida; Solanales; Convolvulaceae.